Blastocystis hominis is the source of this 2726-nucleotide messenger RNA. RefSeq lists its product as hypothetical. The transcript has 2 exons. The record is from RefSeq and is a predicted model, not a curated record. Gene Ontology annotation, cellular component: cytoplasm. Gene Ontology annotation, molecular function: ATP hydrolysis activity; ATP binding. Lineage: Eukaryota; Bigyra; Opalinata; Blastocystidae. Gene Ontology annotation, biological process: cellular response to heat. The coding region runs from base 1 to 2670 and encodes 889 amino acids.
AUGUCUUUUGAUCAGAAGAAGUUUACAAAUUACGUAACUGAGAACUUAAUUGCUGCUCAGGAUCUGGCGAAAGCGAAUAAAAAUCCUGAGAUUUCAAAUGUGCAUUUAGCUGUUUCUAUGUUAAAGGAUCCGAAGGGAUUCCCCUAUCUUGUCUGUCAAAAAGCUGGAGUCGACGUGGAAGUGUUGAAGAAGAAGCUGGAUGAGCAGUUAAAGAAGAUCCCUACGCAGGAUCCUCUUCCUGACGAGAUUUACUUCAGUGCUUCCCUCAGCAAGAUUCUUCGUUUAGCUCAGGAGAAUGCUACUUCGCAGAAGGACUCUCGUGUGGCUCAGGAUCAUGUGCUGGCUGCUAUGUUUAACGACUCUACGAUGAAAUCCUUGUUCGAGAGUGUGGGUUUGACGAAGAAGAAGCUGGACGACGCUAUUAAGGAGAAGAGAGGAUCUGCUCAAGCCGAUUCGGAUGCUCCUGAAGGCGCGUACGACGCUUUGAAUCAGUACGGAGUCGAUCUGGUGAAACAGGCCGAGGAAGGAAAGAUCGAUCCUGUGAUUGGCCGAGACGAGGAAAUCCGUCGCGUGAUCCGAAUUCUGUGUCGUCGAACCAAGAACAACCCUGUUCUGAUCGGUGAGCCUGGUGUGGGAAAGACCGCAAUCGUGGAAGGUCUCGCGAACCGAAUCGUCCAGGGCGAUGUCCCUGAAACCCUUCGCGUUCGCUUGAUCUCUCUGGAUCUGGGAGCGCUGAUCGCAGGUGCCAAAUACCGUGGAGAAUUCGAAGAGCGACUGAAGGCUGUGAUGAACGAAGUGAAGCAGAGCGAGGGCAAAAUCAUUCUGUUUAUCGAUGAAAUGCACUUGCUUCUGGGCGCUGGAAAGACGGACGGCGCGAUGGACGCUGCGAAUCUGCUGAAGCCCAUGCUGUCGCGAGGUGAAUUGCGAGUCAUCGGCGCUACGACACUGGAGGAAUACAAGAAAUACGUUGAGAAGGACGCCGCGUUCGAGCGACGAUUCCAGCAAGUGUAUGUGGGCGAACCCAGCGUGGAGGACACCGUGAGUAUUCUGCGAGGCUUGAAAGAUCGCUAUGAGCGAUAUCACGGCGUUCGCAUCGAUGACUCGGCGCUGGUUUUGGCUGCGAAAUUGUCGCACCGAUACAUCCAGGAUCGAUUCCUGCCCGAUAAGGCGAUCGAUCUCGUGGAUGAGGCGUGCGCGAACAUUCGCGUGCAGCUGGACAGCCAGCCCGAGGAAAUCGAUCGACUGGAGCGCAAGCAGCUGCAGCUGGAGAUCGAGCAGACGGCGAUGGAGAACGAGAAGGACGAAGCCAGCAAAGCGCGGUUAGAGAAGGUGAAGGAGGAGCUGCAGGAAGUAAGAGAGCAGUUGAAGCCGCUGAUGAUGCGCCAUGAGAAAGAGAAGGAAGGAAUGGACGAGCUCCGCCGAUUGAAGAACAAAGUCGCGGAGACGCAGAACAAAAUCGAAGCGGCCAAGCGAGUGCACGACACCGCGCGUGCCUCCGACCUUCAGUAUUACGUGCUUCCCGACUUGGAAGAAGCGAUUAAGCGCCAAGAAGAAGAGAUCGAGAAGCAGAAAGACUCGCGAAUGCUCAAAGAAGAAGUGACUGCGAACGACAUUUGCCACGUGGUGAGCAACUGGACGGGCAUUCCGAUGGAUCGCCUCAGCACUUCCGACCGCGAUCGCUUGAUCCAGCUCCCGCAGCGACUCAGCGAGAAGGUUGUUGGACAAUCGGCGGCCAUCGAGGCGGUCAGCAACGCCAUUCUUCGCUCCCGCGCGGGGCUUUCGCGCGAAGGAAAGCCGACUGGCUGCUUCCUCUUCCUGGGUCCCACCGGCGUGGGCAAGACCGAGCUGGCGAAGAAACUGGCGCUGGAGCUGUUCAACGAUGAGAAGCACAUCGUGCGAAUCGAUAUGUCGGAGUACAUGGAGAAACACUCCGUGUCGCGAUUGGUCGGCGCGCCUCCAGGCUACGUGGGCUACGAAGAGGGCGGCGAGUUGACCGAAGCGGUGCGUCGCCGUCCGUACAACGUGAUUCUGCUGGAUGAAGUGGAGAAGGCGCAUCCGGAUGUGUGGAAUCUGUUCUUGCAGGUGUUCGACGAUGGACGACUGACCGACAAACAAGGCCGAACGGUGGAUUUCUCGAACACGGUGAUCAUCAUGACGUCGAAUUUGGGCGCGGAUAUCUUGCUGCAGGACCGAGAAAACACGAUGAAUGCGGAGAAUGGAGGCCGGAAGAGAGGCAGCUCAUCGGAUUCGGACUCGGAUCUGAAGCGAAUGUGCGGAAAUCAGAAGCAGCGCGUGAUGCAGGUGAUUCGAAGCCACUUCCGACCCGAGUUUUUGAACCGACUGGACGAGAUCAUCAUGUUCAAUCCGCUGGGAUAUGAGCAGAUGAAGAAGGUGAUGAAGCUCCAGAUUGACGAGCUGAAUAACCGCCUGAAGGAGCAGAACAUCGCGCUGGAGGCGGACGAUUCGGCGCUGGAGAAGAUCAUGAAGGACGCGUACGAUCCGCUGUAUGGAGCGCGUCCGUUGAAGCGCUACAUCGAGAGAGCGAUCGUUACCGACUUGAGCAAGCGGCUGAUUGCGGGAACGAUCAUGCCUGGGUUUGUGUAUUCCCUGUCUGCGAAGAAUGGGGUGUUCGAGUAUCAGAAGAAGCGUGCUUAUGCGACUACUGCCUAAUUGCUGUAACUGCGGUCAUUUUUAGUGUAUCGAUCGUAAUAUAGUGAAUGUAAAAU